Molecule: messenger RNA, 370 nt
Organism: Meloidogyne enterolobii
Lineage: Eukaryota; Metazoa; Nematoda; Chromadorea; Rhabditida; Meloidogynidae
Source: the annotation of a GenBank genome assembly
AAUGUUAACUGUCAGAGGUGUUAGUUUAGGAAUUGGCAAAAUGAAUCUGUCAGAACUUGAGAAAAUGCCAAAAUCGGACAGAAUAAAACUUGAAAGAUUAAAAAAAGAACAAAAAGCAGCCAAACAACAACAGAAAAAAUUAAUUAUAAAAAAAUGUGUGGACCCGAAGGUGGGGAAAAUAUAAAUAUUUGGGGAUCUUGGAGGGAUUUUACAGAGAAAGAAAGGUGAUAAAAAUAUCUGGUCCGAGACUUAUCCGAUUGCGCUAUGCGACCACUAAAAAGGAACGCGGGUUGAACUUUCACAUCUAACUCCACAGGGUUUUUCGUAUUCAAACAGACUACCAAUGAGCCACAGCGCCCGCUAGAAAUUU